Messenger RNA from Giardia duodenalis, 1128 nucleotides. Its product is annotated as Interferon-related developmental regulator family protein. The coding region runs from base 1 to 1128 and encodes 375 amino acids. The transcript has a single exon. Lineage: Eukaryota; Fornicata; Diplomonadida; Hexamitidae. The record is from RefSeq and is a predicted model, not a curated record.
AUGCCUGCGGAAAAGCACAAGAAGUCUAAGGGAGAACGCAAGCCUGUCGAUGAUGUGGAGGCCUCUAACAGUUGCUCCGAGGACAGCAGUGCAGAAUUGUUCGAAGUUUUAGACCUCCUUGAGAGCAAGCAGCCCAAGGCCCGAGCAGCUGGCCUGGAGAGGUUCACACGACUCCUUAUCGCCGAUACAACAGUUGAUUGGCUAAAGGACGACGCAGCCACUGCAUGUGCAGCCAUUCUGAAAGGACAGAAAUAUGCGCAGGGCGAGGAAUAUGUACGCUACCUGUCUAUCCUUGUUAGGCUUGUACUGACCGAUACAAGUGGAUCGGUUGCUGAUACUGUGUGUACUUCUCUUCCAGGCAACUUUAUAAGGACCUCAAUUCUAUCAUGUCAGCCCGGUACUACAGCUGAUAGCAUAGUGGCGGUGACUGCUUUUUUGCUGUUUGGCUCAUUUGAGGAAUCAUGUGUCUCUGAAGGCAUAGAUACACUGGCUCUGGCUGCGCUGGAGCUCCCAUUAUCUGGAAACGAGCGGGCUCUGUCCAACGUGUACUGCUGUCUCGCUGCCCUUGUUAGCUUAGAACCUGCGAUGAUUAGAGCUACCUGGCAGCUGGAGCGUUAUACAAAGCGGCUCAGGGCACUCUUGGACUCCUGCAACGUUAGUGUUUCUGACGCCGUGGGUCAAUUCAUUCUCGUACUGGCCGAAGAGGAUGGUUUUUAUCGGUCCUUUUUGCCUCUCUUCAAGGAGUUGAAAGACCUACAUGGAAAGGAUAUAAGCAGAGACGUCUCAAAGGAUAUCCGUGCAAUGUUUUCUGAGUACGCUGACGAACUAGCUUCAAGGUCUUUUGAACACAGAACCAUUAAACUAAGGAAGUACGAUGCAUUAGAGAUAAAUAGCAGACAGCUCCAGGCGCGCUAUGCCUUUAUCCUUCUGGCCUUGGCAGGCUUUGAUGACGUAGACCAUAUAAUUUCUGGCAACGACACUGUCAGGGCCUUCCUGGGCCUCCCCAAUGCCGAACUUAAGAACGUGAAGCAGAAGGGUAAGUACCUUGAUGUAGUGUCUGAUGAGGAACUACGUAAGCAGCGUGCAAUACGACAGCGUGAAAAAACUGAGCGGAAACAACGAAAAUAG